CCCGCCGCCGGGUUCCGCGACCGCUCGCUCCACCGCCGCGGCUCAGCCCGGACGUCGGCAGCCCCAGGAGCCGGGCGGCGGCGCCCUGUGCCCGGGGCGCGUCGGGGGACUGGCCGCAGGCCAGCCGGGGGCGUGAGGGCGCAGGGGCGCCGGGGCUCCGGGCACUGCGGGGCUGCGGGCUCGGCGCCCGGGGGAGGCGGGCGCGUGGCCGCCGGUGCGGGCGCCCAGCCGGCCGCGAUCUCCCGAUCCCUGAGCCAGGAGACUCUCGUCAGUUGAGUCAGAGAUGGCAAAAUUCAUUGACACUUGGGUAGAAGCUGCAACUGCUGGGCCCGGGUGCUCAGAGAUAAGUGAUGGUACCAUUUGAGUACCAGCUGGAAACGAGGCAAGACCAGAAACUCUUGGAGCACACUGGCCGUAUCAGGAAUCAGAAUGUGGGGAUGACACCUCUGGAGGCCUGGGCCUCCCUCCCGCCUGGGUGCUAGGAGCCGUCCCCAGGCUCCAGCCAGGAGCCCUGCCACCAAGGGGCAUGGCCAAACCUUUCUUCCGACUCCAGAAGUUUCUCCGCCGCACCCAGUUCCUGCUCUUCUUCCUUACGGCUGCCUACUUGAUGACAGGCAGCCUGCUGCUGCUGCAGCGGGCCCGAGUGGCCCUCCCACAGGGCCCGCGGGCACCUGGCCCCCUGCCCGCCUUACCUGUGGCUGCCAUGGCGCUGGGCGUGGGCCUACUGGACAGCAGAGCCCUGCAUGACUCCCGCGUCAGUCCGGAGCUGCUGCUAGGUGUGGACGUGCUGCGGAACCCCCUGGCCCGGCCCCGACCUGGACCUCGCUGGCUUAGGAGCCGCAACUCAGAGCUGCGCCAGCUGCGGCGCCGCUGGUUCCACCACUUUAUCGGUGAUUCCCAGGGGCCACCCGCCCUGGGCCCUGAGGCCCCUCGGCCAGCUGCCAGCAGCCGAGGCACCUAUGUUGGAUGUUUCAGUGAUGAUGGCCAGGAGAGGACUCUGAAGGGGAUUGUGUUUUAUGACCUGAGGAAAAUGACCAUCUCUCACUGCCAGGAUGCCUGUGCUGAGCGGUCCUACGUCUAUGCCGGUUUGGAGGCUGGUGCUGAGUGCUACUGUGGGAACCGACUUCCCGUGCUGAGUGUCGGGCCUCAGGAAUGCAACCACGAAUGCAAAGGGGAGAAGGGCUUUGUGUGCGGUGGAGCUGGUCGCCUCUCUGUGUACCGCGUGGAGGAGCUGCAGCCAGGCUCCAGGAAGAGGAGGAGCUUCACAUAUCGUGGCUGCUUCCGAGUACCAGAGAACACCACGCACACCUUCCCCGACUCUCUGGUCCAGGCCAACAUCACUGUGGAGACGUGCUCCGGGUUUUGCUCCCAUAAAGAGUUCCCCUUGGCCGUGCUCCGGGGCUGGGAGUGCUACUGUGCUUACCCAACCCCCGAGUUCAGCCUGCAGGAUGCUGUGGAUGGUGUGCUGUGCAGCCAGGAGCCAGAGGCCCAGAGGCUGGCAGAAUACUGCCAGGUCUACCAGACACCAGUUCAAGACACACGCUGCACCGACAGGAGGUUCCUGCCCACCAAAUCCAAAGUGUUUGUGGCGCUGUCGAGCUUCCCAGGAGCUGGGAACACAUGGGCACGGCACCUCAUUGAGCAUGCCACCGGCUUCUACACCGGGAGCUACUACUUUGAUGGCACACUCUACAACAAAGGGUUUAAGGGUGAGAAGGACCACUGGCGGAGCCGGCGCACCAUCUGUGUGAAGACCCAUGAGAGUGGCAGGAGGGAGAUUGAGAUGUUUGACUCAGCCAUCCUGCUGAUCCGGAACCCAUACAGAUCGCUUGUGGCCGAGUUCAACAGGAAAUGUGCCGGGCACCUGGGCUAUGCAGCUGACCGUAACUGGAAGAGCAAAGAGUGGCCAGACUUCGUCAACAGCUACGCAUCCUGGUGGUCCUCUCACGUGCUGGACUGGCUCAAGUAUGGGAAGCGGCUGCUGGUGGUGCAUUACGAGGAGCUGCGGCGCAGCCUGGUGCCCACGCUGCGGGAGAUGGUGGCCUUCCUCAACGUGUCUGUGAGCGAGGAGCGGCUGCUGUGUGUGGAGAACAACAAGGAGGGAAGCUUCCGGCGGCACGGCCGGCACCCUCAUGACCCCGAGCCCUUCACCCCGGAGAUGAAGGACUUGAUCAAUGGCUACAUCCGGACAGUGGACAAGGCCCUGCGUGACCACAAUUGGGCUGGGCUGCCCAGGGAAUAUGUGCCCAGAUGAUAGGCCCCGGCCCAAUGUUCCCACCCACCCUGGGCUGUCCCAAUGCUAAGACACUGGAGCUGGCAGUUUUCUUGGACCCAGCACUGCUGCAGAUGCUGCUGUAUCCUGCAGGAUUCCCUCUAGGCACUGGACUCAGCCCUUUGCCCAGCACAGAUUCAUAGGACACACACACAACGCCUCUCUGACACGCUUUCCUGGCCCUCCACAUGCACGGUGCCUGCAUCAGCAGCCUGGACUUGCAGAGUCCCCUACUCAGACACGCAUGGGUGCCGUGUGUGUCCCAAGGCUGGUGGCUGCCUCUCACACUCAGACAUCCACUCUGGCUCUUGGAGGCCACUUCCAAAUUUUCAGGCCAGGGGUGUGAACGUGCAUGUCAGGGUGCCUGAGGGCAGCUGGGAGCAGUGGGCAGGGGGUGAGCUCUGGGACUGAUGCUACUAAGCCGUGUGGUUCUGGCCAUAUGUGUAACGUGUCAUAAAUGUGUGUGGUGUGACAACCAAGCACCACUGGCCCUGAAGUCCAAGCCCCUUCUCUGUAGAUGGGCUUUCAGCACCAUCAACACACACACACACACACACACACACACACACACACACACACGCGCGCGCGCGCGCGCACACACAGGCACGCACACCAACCUCAAAAUCUCACUAGUUCUGUGUAUCCCCUUCCCACCUGCCACGUCGUCAUCCCUCCCAAACUUUGUGCUUCCAGGAAGGGACCUUUCUUGCCUUGCAUCUUCUCCCAGCUGUCACUAGGAAAACUGGGCCUUUAUGCCAUGCUCCAGAUCCAGGGGAACCCUAGACGCAACUUAGAGGCCUGUGUGCCAGCCAUAGCAGUUCUGCUCUCUGGGGCCCACUCUGGGGUGGGGAGGAAGGGGAGCUGCAUGGCUCCCUCAGUUAGACCCCUGAAGGAGAAUCUGAAACCACAGCUUCUGCCUGAACCCCACUUUCCAAGCCUUCACUGACCCUCUGUGACACCCCCGCCCACUUCCUGUCCCCGUGCUUGCAGCCAUCCAAUAUCUCUGUUUCCUUGAGGCUGACUUCUCUCCCACUGGGCGACUAUUCCUGCAGGAGGGCCAUGCGCUUAUACUGCCACCAUCUUGCCCACUUGGUCUUUGGAGAAAGUGAAGCUGAAGCCUCCUGCCUCACCCCUGCCCCCAGUUCACAGCCCCUUGAGAGAUGGGAGAGGUGUCAGAGAGGAAUGUAUGGACUCAGGGUCGGCCCGUGUGCCUGGGGUCUUUAGGAAAGGAAUCACAGUGACUUAAAGCUGUACUUGAGAAGGUGGAGGGAUCAUCCCAGCAAGACUGAGCUGGACAGGAGAGACAGAACAACCUAUGCAGAGGCUCCAAGCUGGACACCUUGACGUGUUUUGCAGGACAGGUGGGGCAAGGGAGGGGGUGCUGGGAGGAGUCUGCGCAGGAAGUGGAUGACUGAGGAAAAAGGUGGAGACACAGAAAGGAUCUCUGUCCUUGUAAUUCGGUGCUCAGCUUGGGGUGAGGAUGGGGGCAAUGGCAAUUGCCAGCUAGGGCCACCCCUACACAUGUCAGGCUCAGAAGUGAAGAUAGCAGCUUAGGGCUGGAGGGCAUGAUGGAGCUGGAAGCAUGACUCAGGUGUAGAGAUACAGGGAGAUCAUUGAAUGUUCAGUUGUCCUCUACUUUUGAGGAGAAAGGUGAAUGAGCCUGAACUCGGCCAGUUCCUGAGCCCGUUUGCAGCUUCUCUGGGUCUUGUGUAACUCUGGGGGAGUCCUGUAGUCUUGUUCUGGGAUAGCAGCAAGACCUUGGCUCAAGCUACAUCAAGAAAUAAUGGGGUGGGAAUGGAUGUCAAGUUCUAGGUCAUCCCCCACUUCAGCUUCACUUGGUACCACUCAAAGCUGGAAACACCAGAUUCUUUAUACAUGCUUUGGCAGAGGCUGACUGCAUGAUCAAGUCCUGAAGCUAGAUAAGUGUUUCUCUUCAUUGGGAUCCAAAAGAACUUCCCACAGCUCUGUUGGAGGCCUGGGGAUGCCUGCAACCCAGAGAAAACCUGGAAUCUCAAAGGAAACCACAGCACCCAGGGCUUGGAAACAAGGCUGUGACCUCAAGAGUGACUCGCCAAUCUCUGGUCCUCAUGCUCCCAGCCACCCAAGAUCACCACUUGGAAGCAGAUUCAGAAACCAUGCUGACAAGGAAAAGCUAAAGAGUGGUAAACCACAGCCCAGGGAUGGUCUCUGGAAUUAGGAAAGCAGUGCUACCAGCCUAUUCCUCCUGAUAGAUGGGUGGGCACCGCCCCUAUGCCAGGGACCCAGAGGCCUCUCCCCCCAGAGCCAGUGCUACCUUCAUUUUACCGUUCCCCUUGGCCAGACAUGCAGAUAGAAUGAAGGAUGGGGCCAGAGUGCAUCCAAAGUGCAUUGCAUCUUUCUAUGUGAUCAGGCACUUAGCACUUGCUUUUAUUUGUUGGAUGAGCAAGGAGAUGCAAAAACCCUGGUGUUGCUGCUGUUCUCAGCACUCAUUAUCCCAAGUGGCUCCUAUUCCUGUAGGAGAGCUCAAAAGCUAAGAAAGAGAAAUCUGUUUGUCUUUUGAGUAAGUCCAAAUCUGUUUGUCUUUGGAGUAAGUCUAGGUUAGGUCUUCUUAACUGCACUCAGCCUUCUUGAAAGAGAACUCUCCCAACCAGACAGAUCUGCCAAUAGAGAAGAAAUAUAUGAAGUUCUCAAAAUCCUAAGUAUCUACAGAGUACAACGUUAUAGUAAGGCUACAGAGUUAUAUAAACCUGUGCUAAAACAUAAUCUUCAUGGAUUUCAUCUCCCGUUGUGGAUCAAUUUGGAAAAACCAAAAUAUAUAAUUUUUAAAAGUUAAAAACACAUUUUGAUUAUCUCAGUUUUGUGUAAAUGAGAGAAAAGAAUAGACAGACUUCCAAACCCUGGGAAGAAAGCUUAAUUAUGUGAACAUCUUAUCAUGAAGUCUCUUGCAGCUAAAAUUAGAUUUUGAGUGCAUGAAUAUGCGAUAAUGUUUGCACACCAGAAGGCAUUUUUCCCUUAAAAGUAGCAGGAGCCACUUGGCUCUUAGGGGGCAUCCAGAGAAGAAAUGGGAAAGCUGAGAUGGAUCCAUGUGGCUGUCAGAAUUCAUAGGGCAUCAGUUUAUUUUCUUUUACUAAAAAUUUGUUGGAGGUAUUUACAAUAUGGUGCCUCCUAAGAGGUCCAUUCAGGUUUAGGAAAAAAUUGAGUUGUCUGAUUCCACAUUUAUCUCAACUCAAUAUUGGAUGUCAAAUAGAGUGGAGUAGUGCAUGAUUUGCAAAUUAAAGAUCACAUCUUAGCUCUACUACACUAUGACAGGGAACAAAGCCUUUUCUCUCUCUGGCCUCAGCUAUGGCCACACCCAUAAAAGGAUGGGUGUGGUAGGUAUUGUUUGAAUCCCUAAUGUUUAUUUCCCCAUUUCCUUUCUCAUAAUCUGAUUUUUGUUUGUGGAUUUUAUGCUCUGUCGAGGCUAACUUUAUCAUCAUUUCUGGGGUAAAUACACAAUUUGAUUCAGCCAAGAGACAGUCCAUAUCUGGCCACUGUAAUUAGUUCUGCUAUGUCAUAAGGCAAUACAGCCAGAGGGGACAUAAGGACUUUUUUCUUGGAAUGUUGGAUAGAGAUUCUUUAUUCACAGAUUAAGUGUGAAAGGAGAAUUAGGCAGUCUGGACUCUUGCUGGGGAUUAUCCUGGGGCCAUGGAGGGGAGCCAGUCUCAACAUGAAGCUUGACUGUACUAAGGGAGGUUCAAGAGAAAAGAAGAUCUCAGUUCCUUGUGGCACUGUUGGAGUACAGGCGCCUUGCCUGUGAUUGGUCAGGGCCAAUCCUCUGGACGUUUUUGUUCACAUGAGUCAAUAAAUUUCCUUUGUUUAAGUUGG
Sorex araneus (European shrew) is the source of this 6115-nucleotide messenger RNA. It is a transcript of the gene WSCD1, whose product is annotated as WSC domain containing 1. Lineage: Eukaryota; Metazoa; Chordata; Mammalia; Eulipotyphla; Soricidae. The transcript has 9 exons. Gene Ontology annotation, molecular function: sulfotransferase activity. The coding region runs from base 527 to 2254 and encodes 575 amino acids. The record is from RefSeq and is a predicted model, not a curated record.